This is a messenger RNA of Struthio camelus australis, 5353 nucleotides long. The record is from RefSeq and is a predicted model, not a curated record. Lineage: Eukaryota; Metazoa; Chordata; Aves; Struthioniformes; Struthionidae.
AUGCUUGAGGGCAGAGCAGCCAUUCAGAGGAAUAUUGACAGGCUGGAGGAAUGGGCCAAGAGGAACUCGAUGAAAUUCAACAAGGAAAAAUACCAUGUCCUGCACCUGAGAAGCAAGAACCCCUUGCGGCAACACAGACUGGGGCCUGACUGCCUGGGGAGCAGCUUUGCUGAAAACGUCCAGAGGGAAUUGGUAGAUGGCAAGCUGGGCAUGAGUCGGCAGUGUACCCUCUCAUCAGAGAAGGCCAGCAGCCUCUUGGGCUGUACUGCACAGCCACCAUUUCGUAGAGUGACGUUUUCUGUUGUGAGUCAGCCUCAGGACCCACAUCAAGGGUCAUUGCAGAGCUGCUAUGACAGCGGUCUGGAGGAGUCAGAAACACCAAGCAGUAAGAGUUCAUCAGGGCCAAGACUGGGUGCCCUUCCACUCCCAGAGGACAACUACGAAAGGACUACGCCGGAUGGCAGUGUUGGUGAGGCAGAGCAUAUGGAAAAUGAUUCACGGCCUCUACCAGAUGUAGCCCUGACAGGGAAGUGUACCCGAGAGUGUGAUGAGUAUGGCCACUCAGACUCCUGCUGGAUGCCAGUUCGCACUUCUCCGGAAAGGAAGCAGAAGAGCCAGCCAAAACUCUCCACUUUCAUGCCUGUUGAUGAACGAGGCAGUCAGGAAAAGCUGGCCAAUGGAGAAGCCUCCCUCAUGGGCGAUCGCAACAGAAACCUCCUUAACAAAAAGUUGACCUCAUCCUAUGAGACCUUCAGCGUGGCUAGUUUCAGCAAAAAUGAAGAAGGCAAUCCAGAGGAUAUCCCCCUUACACAGACAGGGGAAUACAAGCCAUCUCCUGUCAAUACUCUAACUAGAAGAGAAGUUUACCUGUAGGCUAAAAAGCAGCAACAAAGUUCUUUCAUAUUAUAAGAUGGAAAAGGGGCAAAAGUCUUAAAAUGAAAACAAUUUUAACUAAAGAUAAGAAAAAAAAGAGGGGGCCACCAAAGAGACAAAAGCUCUGCCUGCCAUUUCUGCCUCCAUAAGCAGGCAUUUAACUAUACUGUCUGCCUGACUAUAUUGUACAAUGUAGAAACCAUUGUUGUUACUUGCAUGUCUAAUUCCCCCUCACUGAUUUUUAUUUUCCUGAAUUUAUGGUUGCAAACUACUCCCAUAGUAACAAGCUCAAUUGAAAAGACACAACACACAGUUGUUACCCCUCUGCAGAAGCAUGAGUUAAGCCACUUAUUUUCUUUGAUUGUCAUCUGGCUUGUUGAGGAUAACAGGUCAGGGAUAAUAUAUUCAAAACAUAUCAUCUGAAUAUUGCUGAUCCCCACCAGGGACAAUCCUUCAGAAACCGUACAGAUAUAGAGGUAAAUACAAAGGAAUAACUAUUAAUAGGCACUUUUUGAAGACCACAGCUUUAAUAGUCUCAUCUGAGGCUGGAAGCAACAGAAAUAACGUUCAGCCUGAGACUGCAGUCCAAAACAUGGCAUGCUUUCCGAUGAAUCUUGAACUCUGGUUCUGUUUUAUCCAUAGAACAAAUGUAUUCUUGCUGUGUCUCUUUCUCUCCUCCUCUCUCGUUCUCUGUAAUGAUUACUUCAACGUAAACACAAUUAGUAACACAUAAACCGUAGCAUAGUAGUGAUAAACUGUUGAACUUAUUAUUUUGGACAAGACCAACAUCUAGCUGGGAAGAUCAUAGUAACAAAAAGGCCAAAGAUCACACUAUGGAUCAGGGGAACUGCUGAGUGUUGGAGCUUGGCUUAGAAAACUAAUAUACUCACAAAUAUAUGUAAGUACACAUAACACACCUUCAGUUACAUUUUGCACAGUAGCACAGUCCACAAGCCCAGAUGACAUACUAUUUUUUUCCAAUGCAUUUAGAGUUGAAUGCCCAAAGGAACUGAUCCAUUUUUACAUACUGGCAUGAUAUGUUGCAGCAAAUGCUGCAUGUGAUACUACCAGUUCCAGGGAAUUUUUAAGAUCAAAAUUAAAAAUAGUAAUAAAAAGCUAUGUCAGUGGGAAGGAUAGGUUGGAGAAUGGUAUGAUACGGUGGCAGGAGAUUAUUACAAGUCAAAUACAAUGCCUUCUUUUCAGAGUGCAAGGAAUGCUUGCUAAGACUUUUGUCAUCAGUGUUGCAGCUUACCAGUUGCUUCGGUUGUGUCAAAGGUAUGAUGCAGGUUUUCUUGAAACACAAGUGCAUUAAAGCAGAGUGAAGUGCAAUACUAACCAAUGUCAAGACUCAGACAAUAUAGGCCAGGUAGAAAAUGAUCUAAUAAACACUAAUAUGGUACUUUCACAGUAGUAGGUCAAGAUGAGUCAAAAAGAAUCCAAGUGAGCACGGUAUGUAAGAGCUCUGGGCCAUAACAAUUCUCAUAGUGAGCACUUCAUGAAAGGAACAGGAAAUGAAACAGGUUUUUGUGCAAUAAAAACAACAAAAUGUGCAGAACUUCAGCUAGCUGCUUUGUAGCUGAUGCUAUAGUAAUAAUUAAAAACUGCGCUCAGACAUUCAGAUGAAUCUGACAAUCGGACACCACAGCAAGGACAGCUUGAGAAGGGGAAAGCAUUCAAAUCCCUGGAUGUUUAACCUCGUGUUUAAGGCAUGGCUAGAUGGCUCUCUAGUAUAUUGUAGUCACGAUGUAGCUUUGGGUAGUUUCUUGCUUUGAAGAAUUACAUAGAGUAUAAUCUUAAACAGCCUAAAGUAGAGGUUGCUAAAUCAAUACAACUCAUCACAUUUAUCUUUUGAAUUCACUUCUCCUCCAUAUACUGGGGUGUGUCCUUUUUGGCCACUCCAUUCUCCUCUUUCAAGUUUACUUUCUUCAUGUAACACUAGUUUGUCUAUAGCAGUUAUGAUGAAUGGGCACAUUUUAGAAAGAAAAUAUUAAAUCAAAGAUUAAUAAUGAUUGAACAUUUUUAUGUUUAAUUAUUUAAAUUAUAUGGAGAGAUGCAAACUAGUACUUUGCUAUGAGACUGCAUAGAGCAGUUACUGCUUUGUAUAAUCUGUAAGUACCUGUUAAAAAAUGCUUCUAAAAUGCUUAUGUAAUGUAUACACAUUUUUCUUGCACGUUUCAAAAGAAUACACACUUGCAUAACACAAAUGUUCAACAGAAAUUUUUUCUUUAAUAAGAAUUUAUUUUAUUUAAAAAAUAAACACAAAAAAAGAACAUUAGGUAGCUUGUUUCAAUAUAUCAUUAAACCCUUUUUCUACAAAGCUAAUAAUACAGGUCAUAGAAGACCUUCAGAUUAAAUGGAUCAGCAGUCACUCACCAAUUUUUGCACCAUGUAAGACAGUCAUGUCAUUAAGUACUUUACUUGUGUGCAUCUCCUCUAGAACUAAAAUGGGUGUGAAAGAAUUUAAAGAAUUCUAUGUACUGUAAGUAUUCACAGUAAUUCUAGUAGAACUAGCCACUGUUAACAUGCUGAUUACUCUUCUGACCUGGCAUGACACAAAUAUAUUUUGUGUUUAUAUUUUUCUUUUUAUUUGAAAUAGGCUAAAACUGGUGCCACUCCAUAAAUAGAGUGCUUUUCUAUAAAAAUAAACAAAUAAAACUAUAAAAAUAAUUAGGGUGAAUGCAAAAUAUGCAACUGUGCCUUUUAUACCUGUUAUUAUGGUAAAGUGGUAGUUGGGUUUGAACACUGAGGGAUAAGGGGCUAUUCCCAACUUUUUUGAAUCUGUAUAUUUACCUGUGUUUAUUUUCUGAGAAAUUAUAAAUAAUAUAUUUAAAAAACAAGCCUUUUGCCAAACUCAGUUAAUGGACCAGUCUUAAGCAUUACUAACACAAGGCUGUGGUUUAAGUACAUCUUGUGAGUUUUUUUAUUAAUAUUUGUGGGGGGUUGGGUUUGUUUUCAUUUAAUUCUACUGCCUGGAAAACUAUAAUCAGUCUAUAUUAUAGUUGUUUAGCAAGGUGUCAUCAGUUCAUAUUGCCAGGAAAAUUGACAAUUACAUUUUUUUAAUUGCUUUUAGCUGCCAUUACAUUUUGGUUGUACAGUAUAAGAAUCAUCCUUUUAUUUCCUUCCAUGGGAGAAUCAAACAAGCUUUGCAUGUAUUUUACAUUAGGGCACUUUUAUAGAUUGAUGCGUUAAUAUAUAACUUUAUAUGUAUUAGAAAUUUCAAUAGCUUUGGUCUAAAAAUCUAAUGCUCAUUCUGGAUCUCAGAUCCACUAUGUUUAUUCAGUAUGGUUUCUGACUGGCCUGCUGCCUGAGUUUCAGGAAAGAAAGAAAAAAAAAGUCAAACAUUAUUUUUAUGUGGGGAAGAACUUAAAUGGGAUUGAAAUGAUUGGCUGAAAGGCUACCCUAGGAAGGUGUCAAGUACAAAAAUAAAGAGUAAGGCUAAAUGAACCUGCCACAAGUACAGCCAUCACUAAAGACUUGGAAGGAACUUGAGCACUGAAGUACUUUUCCGUAUAUUUCUUUGGUGAUAAAUAUACAGUAUUUCCUUAAGGAAAGAAACGGACAAAAUAGCAAUAGAGAUAAAAGUCCACCAGUAAAGAUGUAUUGCUGAUUGAAGAGCAUAAAUGUAAGGAAGAAGACAUCAUUUUCCAGCUACCUGGGGUAUGCUUUCAGACAACUUCUUCCUAAAUUUUAAAGCACUUGCAUUCAGUGUGGUACGAUCUGUUUGUAAUAUUAAUCAUUGACUAUUGUUCUGCAACUUGGAUGUUGAUAGUGAAGCAGAGAACAAUUUAUCAUUGUUUAUUAUGAGUCACUAUGCACGCAACUAUGCUAAACAUGGCGAAAUGUAUUAAACGCUAGUCCACCUCUAUUUAUGAAAUAUUUACAUAAUUUAAUUUGCUUUUGUACAGUUUUAUGUAAAUAAAUUGCUUGUCAUUUUUGUCUCUGCAAAUUAAAAUAUAACAUGUUCAACUGGUUACCCAUUUGCUAGUGUACUUUCUCCAACAGUCUAUUCCACUUUUACUGACUUAAGUCAUAUGCUGUUUUGUGUAUUUAACCAAUGUCUUAUACAGCAAGAAGGAAGAUGCCUUAGUAACCAGACACUUCUUCAGUUGCUGAUGUAACUACUGAGGCUUUACCGGUCUACACAGUGAAAGAGUGGAAUUCAGUAGAAAUUAUUCAUAGUCAGGACAGCACACAGCUAUUUUCACAGUAGAGAUAAAGUACUUCUAAUGAGAGCACUUGCUUCCCAUUACUGUUCAAAAGGGCUUUUUUUUUUUUGAAUUGAAGCACGUAGAAAACCUUCAUAUUAAGGGGAAAAAUAAGAUCUUAGUAAAAGCUCAGCUAUUUCUCUUAUGGUAAUAGCCAUGGUAAUAUGUAUAGCAUUGUUACACAUAGUAUGGUAAUUUUUUAAUCAUCAGGGUUCCCAAUUUCCCCAAAAGUUUAGAACCAUUAACCAUUCUUUAAAUGUCUGUGCUAAAAAGAA